CAGAAGAAGAAACAGAACACCACCAGCAGCACAUCAGAGCAGGAAGAGAUGGCUAACAAUAACUUCUCUGUGAUGAAUUUGGCUUUUCUGCUCUUAUCGGUGCUGAUUUCAGCAUCAGUCCCGGCCCAUGCUUCCCCUGAACGGACGAAAACGGUGGAAUUCAACGUUAAACCGGGAGGAGUGGUGCACAGUUUCACACAGGAGAUUGAGGAAUAUGGAUGUACGUUCACUUACGCCUCACAAGGGGGAACCAACGAGCAAUGGCUGAUGAGUGUCGGACUGAGUGACGACGACAGACUUUUGUCCUGCUCAGUGUGGAGGCCUCAGGGGAAAUCAUACCUGUUCUUCACUCAGUUCAAAGCCGAGCUGAAGGGAGCCAAAAUUGAAUACGCCAACGCAUACUCGCAGACGGCAGCAGCAGGCCACACUGACGUGCCUUUGAAACCGGAGGAAUUUACCGUAGGAGAAUCAACAGUGACCCAAAACGACGGGAAGUUCAACGCUCAGCUCUCCAAACUGACCUGCAUUGGUCGGACGCGACACGACGAGCUGUAACCGGGCAGAACACUCGGCUCUGACCAAUCGGAGCCCCUCGUUGGGCGGCUCUGGAGUCGAUGAAGGAUGAGGCCAAAAAGUGAAAGUAGGAUGCUACCGAUGCUGCGUCGGUACAUUAAUUACCGGCUGUUUUCUUAUUGUACCCGGACUGAACGAAUAAAACCGACAGAGAAUCCA
Acanthochromis polyacanthus (spiny chromis) is the source of this 732-nucleotide messenger RNA. It is a transcript of the gene mydgf, whose product is annotated as myeloid-derived growth factor. NCBI's taxonomy places the organism in Eukaryota, Metazoa, Chordata, Actinopteri, Pomacentridae. Gene Ontology annotation, biological process: positive regulation of endothelial cell proliferation; positive regulation of angiogenesis. The transcript is spliced from 6 exons. The record is from RefSeq and is a predicted model, not a curated record. Bases 49 to 555 code for a protein of 168 amino acids.